UUACAAAAUUCAACCCUCACUUAGAAUGUCAUUUCAAUUUAACAAAUUCUGUAAAACUUCUAUCUUUAACGGAAGCCAGUAAAUGCAAUUGGGCACAAAAUGCUUUGUGGUGCAAGGAUUCGGCCCCAACACUUGCCACGCCCACCCUUGUGGCGUUUAAGAAUCAUCCGGGGCUACUCAAAAAAUGGCAAGAAGAACGAGGAUCCAAAUGUCCUAAACCGGUUGGGCACCAGUCCCCGGAAUAUUCGCGAUCACCCCGAAGGAUGUACACCGCAAAGUUUGAAAACGACUGCCUUCAUUUCCCCGGAUUUUAUACCGCCAUCCACUUAUCGCAUUGUAGAAGAAGAGGAGCAACUAGGACCUAAGGCUGCCAAAAAUGAGACCUACAAGAAUCCAGAGUACUUUAGCUACUAUCGUUACUCUUACUACGACCUCAAAACCAUCGUCGAUACCAUUAAAAAGAAACAAGCAUCCAAAAACUGAAAAUAAAAACCCUAUAUUUGAAAAGCUCACAGCAAAAGUAUUAUAAAAUGU
Drosophila gunungcola (fruit fly) is the source of this 534-nucleotide messenger RNA. RefSeq lists its product as uncharacterized. NCBI's taxonomy places the organism in Eukaryota, Metazoa, Arthropoda, Insecta, Diptera, Drosophilidae. The record is from RefSeq and is a predicted model, not a curated record. Gene Ontology annotation, cellular component: mitochondrion. The transcript has a single exon. The coding region runs from base 100 to 483 and encodes 127 amino acids.